Molecule: messenger RNA, 857 nt
Organism: Gastrolobium bilobum
Lineage: Eukaryota; Viridiplantae; Streptophyta; Magnoliopsida; Fabales; Fabaceae
Exons: 2
Coding region: 53-619 (188 amino acids)
Source: RefSeq, a predicted model, not a curated record
CAAAAACCAUUUUUUAUUUUUCCUUAUAAUUUCCAUGUUGUUCUGAAAGCUCAUGGCAUGCUUAGACAUGUACAACUCCGAGCACAAGGGUCAUCAUCAUCAUCAUCAUAAUAAUCAUAAUAAUAGUCAUCAUCACUGUGUUCCAAUGAGUCCCAGAAUCUCUUUCUCAAACGAUUUUGUGGAUGUUCAGCAAGCCACAAAGCAAGAACGAAGUUCCAGAUCAGAAGCACCAGUGUCCUCAGACUUCGAGUUUUCUACCACAAACCACUCCAUGAUGAGUGCUGAUGAGCUUUUCUUCAAGGGAAGGUUGUUACCCUUCAAGGAUAACUGCAUCAACCAGGUUCAGAGAGCCACCACCACUCUCAGGGAAGAGCUCCUCGUAGGUGAUGAUGAUGAGUACCAAGGUUUUUCCCUAAGGCCACCUAAAGGGUCUUCCACAAAGUGGAAAGGGUUUCUGGGUCUCAGAAAAAGUCACGUUGGUUCUAAAAAGGUUGACAAGAUUGAAGGUUCUUCAGUUGAAGCAAGAAGGUCAGGGUUGGUCAAUGAGACAGCUAGGCUUCAUAUGACUUCACAGGAUGAAGGAGGGUCAAGUUGCAUGGAUGUUGAGAUUGAGAUGUAGAGUUGUGGCUGAAGAAGGUAUUGAAUUUGUAGAGGAAUGGGCCAAAUUUUUUUUGACCAUCUUGUUUUCUUCCACUUUAGAGAACGAUAGGCUCAUUUUCUUUUUUAACUUUUUUCCCGCAUCUUUUUUGUGUUUUUUCUCAACUUCAGCGGGUUCGGAUAAAUCAAGGAAGUGAAUUUAUGUUUUAGGUUUUUGCUUGUCAACUUUGAUUCUCUUAUUUCUAUUGAUCCCUCUAGGA